Messenger RNA from Cucurbita pepo subsp. pepo (vegetable marrow), 537 nucleotides. The record is from RefSeq and is a predicted model, not a curated record. NCBI's taxonomy places the organism in Eukaryota, Viridiplantae, Streptophyta, Magnoliopsida, Cucurbitales, Cucurbitaceae.
AUGGGAGAUCCUAGCUCAACGGGCAGCCACGGCGCGUCGACGUCGAGCUACCGAGGCGUUCGCAAGAGGAAAUGGGGCAAAUGGGUGUCGGAGAUUCGCGAGCCAGGAAAGAAGACGAGAAUUUGGUUAGGGAGUUUCGAGACACCGGAGAUGGCAGCGGCGGCUUACGAUGCCGCCGCCUAUCACUUCCGCGGUCACGAUGCUCGCCUCAACUUCCCACAUCUUGCCAACUCUCUCCCCUUCCCUAAUGGCUCAACUCCUGAUGAUAUCCGUUUUGCUGCUCAUAGGGCAGCAUUGCGAGUACGAACAACACCAGGUGUUGGGGUCGAGGGUGAUCGGGGUUCCACGUCGAGUGUUGCACCGGUCACUGUUCGGCUUUCGCCGAGCCAAAUUCAGGCGAUUAACGAGUCGCCGUUGGACUCGCCGAAGAUGUGGAUGGAAAUGUCGUCGGAGUUUUCGAAUGGGACUGUGUUUGUUGAUGAGAUGGAGGAUGAGAUGUGGGAGAAUAUGCAUAAUGAUUCAUUGUGGGAUCCUUAG